GCUGUCAGCCAAUCAGCGGAGGCACUGAUGCUGGCAGAGGAGACGGGUUCCCAACCUGGUUAACUUAGAGGAUCAGAUACUCAGACACGACCCGGAGAGUUUGCAGUCAUUAAAGACCUUUAUUGUGCAAAGUAAUCAUCUCUGCAAGCAUUAAAAUGGAGAAGACAAUCACAGAUUUCUCAGGAAAGUGGACGAUGAAGUCUUCGGACAACUUUGAGGAACUUUUGAAAGCCCUAGGAGUGAAUGUAUUCCUGAGGAAGAUUGCUGUUGCAGCAGCCUCCAGCCCAGCAGUGGAAAUCACCCAGCAGGGCGAGAGUCUGUCCAUCAGGACGUCCACCAGUGUCCGCACCACCCUCGUCUCAUUCACUGUGGGUCAGUCCUUCAACGAAACCACGGUGGAUGGACGCCCCUGCACGAGUGUUCCUAAGUGGGAAACAGACAGCAAGAUCAGCUGUGAACAGACAGUACAGAAAGGCGAUGGACCCAAGACAUCAUGGACCCGGGAGGUGACCAACGAUGGAGAACUGAUACUGACAAUGACUGCUGAGGAUGUCGUCUGCACCAGAGUUUAUCGGAGGGAAUGAGGAAAUUUCCUCAAGUCUGUCACACAAUCCUCCUUUUUUGUGCCUCAUGAAUGGUUUACAUUAUCUCGCCCUUGUUUUCUUCUGUCAGAUUUUGGUCAGAUGUAGCUCACACAGUUCACUGUGGAGAAGGCUUCAGUUUACAUGAAUGUAUGUUGUCGGACCAGUAGUUGCUUCUAUAACCCUAAAGCUGAUCAUGCUCUGUACAUUUCACACAGAAAUGUCCCACAUUCCUUUUUUGCAUUACCUAAACUCUUUUUCAAGAUGUCAAUAAACAGUUUUGUAUGAA
Messenger RNA from Notolabrus celidotus (New Zealand spotty), 870 nucleotides. RefSeq names its product cellular retinoic acid binding protein 2, b (gene crabp2b). Lineage: Eukaryota; Metazoa; Chordata; Actinopteri; Labriformes; Labridae. Bases 156 to 584 code for a protein of 142 amino acids. The transcript has 4 exons. Gene Ontology annotation, cellular component: cytosol; nucleus. The record is from RefSeq and is a predicted model, not a curated record. Gene Ontology annotation, biological process: fatty acid transport. Gene Ontology annotation, molecular function: fatty acid binding.